AGUGUCGCGGGCGCGAUGACGCGCGUACAGCGCAGGCCCAGUGGGUCGGCGACGCCACAACGGUUCCUGUACGUGUGGGCGGAGGAAGGCUGCAGGCUCUGAGCCGCUUGGAGAACAUCCUUGAGGUCAUCUGCACCAUCUGCCUGGGAAAAAAAUGGUCAACGUUUUGAAAGGAGUGCUCAUAGAAUGCGAUCCUGCCAUGAAGCAGUUCUUGCUGUACUUGGAUGAGUCCAAUGCCUUGGGGAAGAAGUUCAUCAUUCAAGACAUUGAUGACACACAUGUCUUUGUCAUUGCGGAGCUGGUUAAUGUCCUCCAGGAACGAGUCGGGGAGCUGAUGGACCAGAAUGCCUUUUCUCUUACCCAGAAGUGAAAGUGCUAGAUGUUGAGCACUCGGAAACUACAAACCACAGACAUGGAAGAGAGGCUAUUCAGAGUUUCAUACAGCACCUAGACUUUCUAUGAGCGUUUUGUGGGAAAGGCUGCAGAAUCCUUUAUUCAGACAAAAUCCCCUAAAUGAAUUUUUUGAACCCUUAAAAAAUCUUUAAAGAAGAACUAACAAUUCGCAGCAAUUUGGCUUUUAUUAUUCUUUAUUAAUUAAACUAAUCAUAAUCAUGCUGGUGCUAUGGCUCAGUUGGUAAAGGCCCUUGCCACCAAGCCUGACAGCCUGAAUUUGAUCCCAGGGAAGGGAAGACCUCCGCAUGUGCCUCCUUCCCACACAGACAAACAAACGUAAUCAGAUAUAAUCAUAAAUGAUUUCCCUACUUUUUUUUUAGUACCAAUUAAAUACACCAAUAAAAUAGUGGAGUUUGGUUAAAUUAUCACUGUAACCGAGGUAUUAUUAAUUUUGCCUAUCACUGUUAAGUGUGCAUUAGAAACAAGUGGAGAAGAUAAACUCUGCUUGUGUCUUCAGUUUUCCUUUGUCACACUGUGCUAGUGACAUUUCCCUCUCGCGUGUGCCAGUGCAGAAGAUGUAGCAGAAGUACGUGUACAGCUGAGAGCUGGGGAGAUAGCUGCGCUCUACUUCAUAUUUGGAGAGGAGCGUAGAAGAAGAGUUGCGUGUGGUUGUACUCUUAGGUCAUCUGAAACUGAACUUAUAUAAACAAAAUACAUAAUGGUUCAAACAGAUGCACUGAGGUCAGCAUUGAUAGGGUAAAUUUUGGGGAUGGAGAGAUGGCUCAGAGGUUAAGAGCACUGACUGCCCUUCCAGAGGUCCUGAGUUCAAUUCCCAGAAACCACAUGGUGGCUCAGCCAUCUGUAGUGAGAUCUGGUGCCCUCUUCUGGCCAGCAAGCAUAUAGAACACUGU
Chionomys nivalis (European snow vole) is the source of this 1304-nucleotide messenger RNA. It is a transcript of the gene Gtf2h5, whose product is annotated as general transcription factor IIH subunit 5. Gene Ontology annotation, biological process: nucleotide-excision repair; transcription initiation at RNA polymerase II promoter; transcription by RNA polymerase II. The transcript has 3 exons. Bases 155 to 370 code for a protein of 71 amino acids. The record is from RefSeq and is a predicted model, not a curated record. Lineage: Eukaryota; Metazoa; Chordata; Mammalia; Rodentia; Cricetidae. Gene Ontology annotation, cellular component: transcription factor TFIIH core complex; transcription factor TFIIH holo complex.